GCCAGCUCGCCUUGGCUGCCAAUGUUUCACUGGAGCAAGUGGAAGAAAAGGAUGGGAGCGUCCGUCUCGUCCUCUGCGGGCGCCGCGGCUAAGAGGCCGGUGUUCGAUGAGCGCGAGGAUGUGAACUUUGACCACUUCCAGAUCCUCCGAGCAAUUGGCAAGGGGAGUUUUGGAAAGGUGUGCAUUGUCCAGAAGCGAGACACAGAGAAGAUGUAUGCCAUGAAGUACAUGAACAAGCAGCAGUGUGUUGAGAGGGAUGAGGUCCGCAACGUGUUCCGGGAGCUGGAGAUCCUGCAGGACAUUGAGCAUGUCUUCUUGGUGAAUCUUUGGUACUCAUUUCAGGAUGAAGAAGACAUGUUUAUGGUGGUGGAUUUACUCUUAGGGGGGGACUUACGCUACCACCUGCAGCAGAAUGUGCAGUUCACAGAGGAGACGGUAAAGCUCUACAUCUGUGAGAUGGCGCUUGCUCUAGACUACCUGCGAAGCCAACACAUCAUCCACAGAGACGUGAAGCCAGACAACAUCCUCCUGGAUGAGCAAGGACAUGCUCAUCUGAGUGACUUUAACAUUGCAACAAUUAUACGGGAUGGUGAACGAGCAACUGCAUUAGCGGGAACCAAGCCAUACAUGGCUCCAGAGAUCUUCCAUUCCUUUGUCAAUGGAGGGACCGGCUACUCCUUUGAAGUGGAUUGGUGGUCAUUGGGCGUGAUGGCUUAUGAGCUUCUCCGUGGCUGGAGACCCUAUGACAUCCAUUCAAGCAACCCAGUGGAGUCCCUGGUGCAGUUAUUCAGCACUGUGAGUGUCCAAUAUGCCCCAACGUGGUCUCAAGGGAUGGUCAGACUCCUGAGAAAGCUCCUCACCGUGAGUCCGGAGCACCGCUCUUCCAGCCUGGCAGACAUCCAGGCCUCCCCUUACCUGGCUGACGUCAUGUGGGACGAGCUGAACCAGAAGAAGGUGGAGCCUGGCUUCGUCCCAAACAAAGGUCGCCUGCACUGUGACCCCACCUUUGAGCUGGAGGAAAUGAUCCUUGAGUCCAGGCCCCUUCACAAGAAGAAGAAGAGGUUGGCUAAAAACAAGUCUAGAGAUAACAGCAAAGAUAGCUCCCAGUCGGAAAAUGACUAUCUUCAAGAGUGUCUUGAGGCCAUCCAGCAAGACUUUGUGAUUUUUAACAGAGAAAAGCUGAAAAGGAGCCAGGACACAGAUGCACUGGAUGAGGGCAUGUCUGCCCCUGAGGCCACAGAGGAGGCUGAAUUGGAUACAGACACAGACCUGGAGAGCUCCCAUUUCCACAUGUGCAGCUCUGUGUGCCCCUCAGCAGGGAGUAGCUAGGUCUUCUGCUGGGCGGGUGAAAGAGCUCAAGUCCUCUGGCCUCUGGAAUAUAUGAUUCUCAGGUUGCAAGGGUAAAUCUCUGUUUAGAGACAGUGCCCGGAGUGCUGGUGUGGGGAAGGGUGAUGCCUGCGCCUUUUAGAUUAGCUACAGCUGAACUCAGAAUAGCGAUUUUAGCUAACUGAAUUCAUGGAUGUUACCAAACACUAGCAAUGCACACCAGUGGUGAGUUUUCUACACUGAAGGGUGGUCCUUACUGUGCCACACCUGGGGAGCCCAGGAGUGGCCCCAAGACAGCAUGCCUCUGCUGCAGGGGAGCUGCAAGGUCACGAGCCCUUGAACAAGAAGUCCCUGGACAGAUUCCAUUUCCUUAACUCAGUGGCAUCUGAAGGGUCUGGUUCUAUGCUUUCUCAAUGAGAGCAGUUUCACCUGCAUGCACUCAGCCUCCUUCAGGGCUGUCCCACUUAGUGAGAAGGGUUUGUGUUGGCUCGUUUCACUCUCCUUGCUAGGAAGUGCCAGCAGAUUGUGGAUAACCGGCCCCAACUUCUCCUUGGGGUGGGCAGAGGGGCCCAAUUGGUACCAGUUGUACAUACUGCCUUUUCCACUCUUGGAAGCCUUUUCUAGACAGGGCUGGUGACCAGCCUUCUUCUUUCCCCACAUUCCAGCCACAAGUUGCCCAGGCCACUUGGACUUGUGCUGUUCCUCACUUGGCUGAUGCAUCAUCCAUGGCCAGGGUGGGGAAACCACCCUACAGAUGCUGUCUGGGGCAGGGGGAGAGCAGGGAGAGUGAGGAGCUACCAAUUCUUUAUAGCUCCCAUCUCUGGCCAGGCCAUUUGCUCCACUGCUGUAUAGUUUUCACCUUCAUUAAAUUAACUGAUGAGGAAUAAUAAGGGUAU
Dromiciops gliroides (monito del monte) is the source of this 2222-nucleotide messenger RNA. It is a transcript of the gene STK32C, whose product is annotated as serine/threonine kinase 32C. The transcript has 12 exons. Lineage: Eukaryota; Metazoa; Chordata; Mammalia; Microbiotheria; Microbiotheriidae. The record is from RefSeq and is a predicted model, not a curated record. Gene Ontology annotation, biological process: G protein-coupled receptor signaling pathway; protein phosphorylation; regulation of signal transduction. Gene Ontology annotation, molecular function: G protein-coupled receptor binding; ATP binding; G protein-coupled receptor kinase activity. Bases 22 to 1329 code for a protein of 435 amino acids.